CACCAUGCCUGAUCCCGCGAAGUCCGCGCCCGCCCCGAAGAAGGGCUCCAAGAAGGCCGUGACCAAGGCGCAGAAGAAGGACGGCAAGAAGCGCAAGCGCAGCCGCAAGGAGAGCUACUCGGUGUACGUGUACAAGGUGCUGAAGCAGGUGCACCCCGACACGGGCAUCUCCUCCAAGGCCAUGGGCAUCAUGAACUCGUUCGUCAACGACAUCUUCGAGCGCAUCGCCGGCGAGGCUUCCCGCCUGGCGCAUUACAACAAGCGCUCGACCAUCACGUCCCGGGAGAUCCAGACGGCCGUGCGCCUGCUGCUGCCCGGGGAGCUGGCCAAGCACGCCGUGUCCGAGGGCACCAAGGCAGUCACCAAGUACACCAGCUCCAAGUGAGUCGCUGACCACACUCUUGACCCAAAGGCUCU
Messenger RNA from Phodopus roborovskii (desert hamster), 417 nucleotides. RefSeq names its product histone H2B type 1-H. The record is from RefSeq and is a predicted model, not a curated record. Gene Ontology annotation, molecular function: structural constituent of chromatin; DNA binding; protein heterodimerization activity. Gene Ontology annotation, cellular component: nucleosome. The transcript has a single exon. The coding region runs from base 5 to 385 and encodes 126 amino acids. Lineage: Eukaryota; Metazoa; Chordata; Mammalia; Rodentia; Cricetidae.